This is a messenger RNA of Odocoileus virginianus texanus, 2829 nucleotides long. RefSeq names its product transmembrane protein 182 (gene TMEM182). Gene Ontology annotation, cellular component: membrane. The record is from RefSeq and is a predicted model, not a curated record. Lineage: Eukaryota; Metazoa; Chordata; Mammalia; Artiodactyla; Cervidae.
UCCACCACCCAUGUGAGUGGGACUCCGCUGAAACACCAACUAAGAGACGCUGCUCAAGAAGAUCCUGCCUGCUCAGAAGUCUUUAUUCUUUUUGUUUUUUUCAAUUGAGGAUCUGGGUGUCCACUCUCAUUUAUUUUCUUAUUUUAUUUCAACAGAAACCAGUGAAUUGAAAAUGAGACUAAAUAUCGCCAUCUUCUUUGGGGCUCUCUUUGGUGCUCUGGGGGUUUUACUCUUUCUGGUGGCUUUUGGAUCAGAUUACUGGCUUCUCGCGACUGAAGUGGGAAAGUGUUCAGGUGAACAAAAUAUAGAAAACGUCACUUUCCACCAUGAAGGAUUCUUCUGGAGAUGUUGGUUUAAUGGGAUUGUGGGAGAGAAUGAUUCCAAUAUCUGGCAGUUCUGGUACACCAAUCAGCCCCCAUGGAAGAACUGCACCCACGCUUACCUGUCGCCAUACCCCUUCCUGAGAGGCGAGCACAACUCCACCUCCUAUGACUCUGCAGUGAUUUACCGUGGCUUCUGGGUGGUCCUGAUGCUGCUGGGGGUGGUCGCCGUGGUGACUGCAAGCUUUCUGAUCAUCUGCGCAGCUCCCUUCGCCAGCCACCUUCUCUACAAAGCCGGGGGAGGCGCCUACCUCGCCGCAGGUGUCCUGUUUUCCCUGGUGGUGAUGCUGUAUGUCAUCUGGGUCCAGGCGGUGGCUGACAUGGAAAGCUACAGACGCAUGAGAAUGAGAGACUGCUUGGACUUCAGCCCCUCUGUGCUGUAUGGCUGGUCCUUUUUCCUGGCCCCGGCGGGGAUUUUUUUCUCCCUGCUGGCUGGAUUACUGUUUCUGCUUGUUGGACGGCACAUUCAGAUACAUCACUAGUCAGACUGCUGCCUCCAGUGUCUCCUUGAAUGAUUUUAAAACAGAGCCUUUUUUUUUUUCAUUUUGUCUCCAUGAUGCUGGCAUAGAGUGAGUUGAUGUAACUUGUUACUUGCUAUUUGAAUUAGCCAUUGUGAUUUUCUCUCAUGAGAGGGUCCUAGAAUCUCUCCAUGUACUUCAGUCCUGUCUAAGUGCCCUCAGGAACCUAGUUUGCAGGUAACAUCGGCCUCAUCCCUUUCACCAUACUUGUUGGAGUUUGCAGGUGACAAAGGCCUGAAAGUGCAACAUACCAUCACCAGGGGCAAAUCAUGAUUUAAGCCUCCUUCACAUUCACUUCUGCUGCUCUUAAGAAAAAUUCUUGGGAGAGUAAUUAUGAACAACAAACAAAUGUUGUCAGAGAAUUAACUCUACUUCUCUCUGUAUGUAAAUAUCCACAUAUACAGGUACCAGCUCCUGUGAGCAGAUUACUCACCACUUAAAAAUAGAUCAAAGUUGCUCCCUUAGCAGGAACCACACAAACUCAUCAGUUAGAAUGGGCCCCCACAAAACCAACCUGUAUUUAAUUCUGCUUUCUUAAGCAAAAUAAAGUUUGGUUAUGUUAAGUUAUUCACUUAAUUGUGCAUGCUUAUAUAAAUCUUAAGCUAUAUUUAAAAGAAGCAAAUCUCUAUACCAAAUCACAGAUAAUGCAGAUUGGAUUUUUGUGAACUGAAAGUGGCUUAAUUGUAUAUGGAAUAUGGUUGAAAGUAUGUAAAAACCAAGCGCCUGUGCUUUGUACAUAAUUCUAUUUGAUAUUUUAAAAUUUCCAGCUAAAAAUUAUAUUGCUAAUCUGUCCAGCAUGUGAAGAUUUACUGAUGACAUGUGUUUUUAAUAUGCACUCACUAUAAACGUCCAAAUGCUUCCAGAUGAGGGUGAUAAUAGUCUUGCUUUAUUAAAGACUAUGAAAUAUUAACUUUCCCCAAGAUCUUAUGGGUUGUAGCUCUUCUCAUCAUUUGAUGCCCUUCUCUGUUGACCCUCCCUGUCUUCAGCUUUACAACAAGUGCAUUAGCAUUUACAGAUCUGCUAUUUGCUUUAACCUCUUGGAGGAAAACUUGGUGGGGCGGGGCGGGGUGGGGGGGGGCAUGUAGGAAUGAUUAUAUUCACUAGAGUAGACAUUUUGCAUAUCAAAGAUGUUUGUUUGGCACUAGUUUUGAUGGAAAUCACAUCCAUCUGAGAAGCCUAGGUCCAAUCUGCAUUCUGGAAGCCCCCUGACAGAGGACUCGCCUAGUGAAGGCCGCCCUGCGCGGUGUGUGGACUGACGUGUUCCAGACACGGCGUUUCUCUCCGCAGCGGCCGCGGACACCAAGGGCUUGAGCCGGAGGUGGACGAAAGGGUGGCCCCUCAGAAGCCAAGCCUGGUGGGAGCAGAGGCGCUGGUCCCCAGGUGCCUCAUCCCCAGUCCCAAGAUUGUCUCUUCUGUGCACACCUUGGGCUUUUCCUUUAAACCUGGUUUACUGGGAGGGUGCUCUGGGGAAAAAAAUGAAGGUCUGAGGUGUGUGCAGAUCACAGGGCAUUUUAGGGGUUACCUACCGACCGGACUUUCCUGUUAAAAAAGAAAAAGAAAGAAAAGACUUCAGGGCCUUAACUGGUUUCUCAGGCGGUUUCAAUUUUGUCAUAAACGUUUUCCUCGUACUUUCCUUUGUGUUCUUCUGUUUCAUUUUUUAUAUUGCUUCAUUUCUUUCUUUGCUUUUGGCCUGAUUAUUACAAAAAUAAUUAUGGGUUCUGUUAUGCGUGUUGACUGUGAUAUUAAGUUGUGGCAUGCUAUUAAAUUUUCCAGAUGAUGCUAGAUGUAUUUGAUUAACUUAUGGCAUCUGUAAAAACAAUUCCUUUUGGUAGAACUUUGGAAUGGAGCCUUUUUCUAGUGUAUUAUACGUCAUUCGAAUUUCAUGCGCAAGCUGUUUUGUUGGUUUUUUUUUUAGUAAAGGUUUGAAUAUU